GCAGUAAAUUUUUUUGUAAUCCAUUCAGUUUUCAGGAUCAAAAUUUCAAAAUGAAUUCAGUCCAGCCAAGGAAAGUAGUUGGACUGAAUCCAGUCGCAAGGGAAGAGUUCAUAAUCACGCUUCAGAAUACGAUUGCAAAAUUGCGGUCCAGCCACAACCGCCCUGAUAUUUUUAAUGACUUGAAUUUGUGUAAAAAGAGUAUGAAGAACUUUGAGCAUUAUGCGAUUAUAAUGAAGACGCAAGUUGGUAGCUUGAGGAAAACCAAAAAGAAGGUAGCGGCUAUAGAAGCUAAGAAAUUAAAGGCGAUCUUAAGUCUCAAUGAACUCAGAGAGGAAGCUGAAUUUAUUUUCAACGAUAAACCCUUAACCCCUAGUUUAGAUAAAAUUAUUGGAAAAUACUAAAUUUGAGUUCAUCUUUAGUUACUUUUUUAUUACGGACGUAGACUUUACGCAAAAUGGACCUUACAUGACACGCAGUUGCAAAUUUAACAAAUCUAUAAUUUCAAAUCAGUUUUUAAAGCUUUAAAAA
Molecule: messenger RNA, 528 nt
Organism: Teleopsis dalmanni
Lineage: Eukaryota; Metazoa; Arthropoda; Insecta; Diptera; Diopsidae
Exons: 2
Coding region: 51-401 (116 amino acids)
Source: RefSeq, a predicted model, not a curated record